Molecule: messenger RNA, 570 nt
Organism: Emiliania huxleyi CCMP1516
Lineage: Eukaryota; Haptophyta; Isochrysidales; Noelaerhabdaceae
Exons: 4
Coding region: 1-570 (189 amino acids)
Biological process (GO): box C/D snoRNP assembly; snoRNA localization; maturation of LSU-rRNA from tricistronic rRNA transcript (SSU-rRNA, 5.8S rRNA, LSU-rRNA)
Cellular component (GO): pre-snoRNP complex; nucleus
Source: RefSeq, a predicted model, not a curated record
AUGACGGCCUGCCACGCCUGCUCCAGCGAGGCCAAGUACCGCUGCCCUGGCUGCGGCACCCAGAGCUGCUCGCUCGCGUGCGUCAAGAAGCACAAGGAGGCGACGCAGUGCUCGGGCAAGCGCGACGUGACCGCCUUCCGCGCCAUCGGCGAGUUUGAUGACGCGUCCGUGGUGAGCGACUACCACUUUCUCGAGGCGGGGCUCCGCUCCCUUCUGCCCGCGGGAAUGCAGCGCGCGCGCGAAAACAGCUCGAGCUACGACGCGCGGCGCAAGUUGCUUCGGUGGCGCGUCGAGCUGCGGUUCGGGCGGGCGGGUAUCACUCACGUCGAGGCGGCGGUGGGCGACAGGACGAGCCUCCGGGCGCUGCUCGAGGCGCUGCGCUCCUACUCGCGCGAGGGCGUCGGCGCGCUGCGCGUGCUGCUGCCGCUGCAGCAGCGGCCGGCCAACGACCCUCGCUUCGUCCUGCUCCCGCUCGACGCGAGUCUGGGCGAGUCGCUCCGCUCGCACGUGGUGACCUGCGCUGUCGACGGCUGCACGGAAGGGAGUACCAACCCCCGCCUGAAUACUUGA